Erythranthe guttata (spotted monkey flower) is the source of this 1848-nucleotide messenger RNA. Its product is annotated as eukaryotic translation initiation factor 4B2. The record is from RefSeq and is a predicted model, not a curated record. Gene Ontology annotation, molecular function: mRNA binding; translation initiation factor activity. Lineage: Eukaryota; Viridiplantae; Streptophyta; Magnoliopsida; Lamiales; Phrymaceae.
AAAUCCGAGAUUUUUUAAACGAAUUUCUCAAUUUUGAAAAUGUCGAAAUCGCCAUGGGGGAACGUCGGCAACUGGGCGGCGGAAGCCGAGCGCGCCGAGGCCGAGGAGCGAGAAGCCGCGGCGGCGCAGCCGCCGCCAGUCAGCUUUCCCAGCCUGAAGGAAUCCGUCAGCACCGCCAAGCUGAAGAAGAAGACGAAAAUGAACCUGGCGGAGUUCAUGAUGCAACAGUCCACCGAUUCCGGCUCGCUCCGCCUCCCCACCGGCCCCAAGGAGAGGUCCCCCGACGAAAUGCAGCACGGGAGAUUAGGCGGCGGGUUUUCCAAUUACGGGUCGCGAACCGGAUCCUCGGGCCCUAAUUCGGGUCGGACAGGGAACUACGAGGGUCGGAGGUCUUACGGUUACGAAGACGAUGACCGGAGGGGGUCCCUCCCCCAAUCUAGGGUUUCUGAAUUCGAUCAACCCUCGCGAGCUGAUGAGGUUGACAAUUGGGCUUCGAUGAAGAGACAAACCCUACCCGACGAACGCGAUUCGCGUCAAGCCCGACCCGGGGGAAAGUACAGCUCACUCGGCGGUGGUGUGGGCUCCGGCGCUGCGUCACGGGCGGAUGAAGUAGACAAUUGGGCUUCUUCAAAGAAGCCCAUUUCACAUACACAGCCACAAACUAGAUCUUCCAGCUUCGUGUCGGGCUUCUCCAGGCCCGAUUCUGAUCGUUGGACUCGUAAUGAACCAGAGCAGAAAUUAUCUUCGAACCCUCCGAAAAAUGAGGUUGAAACGCCGGUGAAAGUGAAUAGACCGAAUCCAUUUGGGGUGGCAAGGCCAAGGGAAGAAGUGUUGGCGGAGAAAGGUUUGGAUUGGAAGAAGCUCGAUUUGGAUAUUGAAUCGAAGAAGCAGCAGAGUUCAGUUACUGGUGGGAGUAGUAGGCCCACAAGUUCUCAGUCAAGUAGGUCAGAGACCCCCAUGGGUGAAGUAACGGUGAAGCAAAAACCGAAAGUGAAUCCGUUUGGGGAUGCUAAGCCGAGAGAAGUUUUGCUGGAGGAGAAAGGCUUGGAUUGGAAGAAGAUCGAUCUUGAGUUGGAGCAUAAACGAGUUGAUAGGCCCGAGACAGAAGAAGAAAAGAACUUGAAGGAAGAAAUCGAACAUCUGAAAAAUGAACUGCAACAAAAAUCCGGCGAAGAACAAACCAGUGUGCAAGAUCUAAUACUUCAAAAACAGCAACAUUUGGAAGUUCUUGUUCAUCAGUUGGAUGACAAAGUUCGUUACAGUCAGAAAAUCUUUGAGAGGCAGAAUUCGAGACCUCCUUCUCGACCUGGAUCACAUGACGGGCCUAGAUCGGGCUUUCCCGAGAGACCUUCUUCCGGUCCCCGCCCGUAUGAAGAUCCUCGUUCGGGCUUUCAUGAGAGGCCCCGUUCUAGGCCCGGGGCCUACGAAGAGAAUAAUAGAUCUGUAUAUCCUCAGAGAUCUUCUAUUACACAUGGAGCGUAUCAAGAACAAUCGAGAGGUGGAAACUACAACGAGAGGCCUAGUUCACGAGGAAGUACGGAUUCCUGGACAAGAACAACAUUUGAAGGUGGCAACAGAGAUGUGGACAGGUCGGGGUCAAGGUGGUAAUUUUGUGGAUUCUCGAGGGUUAUUAUUCGAAAUAUCGUGUAUUUGUCCUCUGGCUAGUUAGAAUGCAGCAGUAUUUUGGCUCAACACUCAUUUUCUCAUAAUUUUGCUGUGAGGAAUGAACUAUAUAUGUUUAGUGCUGGCACAUACAACUAUUGCAUCUUCAUCAUUGUAUUGUAAAAUUCACCUUUUAAUUUAUUUAUUAUAUGUAAUUGGUUGGAUUAAUUAUUCAUAUUCUUGCUA